Messenger RNA from Lachancea fermentati, 1239 nucleotides. NCBI's taxonomy places the organism in Eukaryota, Fungi, Ascomycota, Saccharomycetes, Saccharomycetales, Saccharomycetaceae. The record is from the annotation of a GenBank genome assembly.
AUGAUCAGGUUAUUGAGACCCCAGAGGAUUACUAGGGCAUUUUAUUCGAUCGAGCAUCCGACUGUUAAGCUACGAGAUAGCUCGAAAUUCGUUGCCUUGAAACCGGUAACGAAGUUAAGAUCGAUUUCAUCCCCGGACUUCAUCACGUCCACGAAUUCGAAGUUACAGUCCUUAAUAUGGCACAAACCUUUGCAGAAUGUGUUUGUUACCAAAAAACCAUGGGCAGAGAAUACCAGAGAUGCGAUGGUACAAUUCAUUACGCAUUUGCACGACUCUUAUCCUGAAAUCAAUGUUAUUGUUCAAACUGAUGUUGCGGAGGAAAUAUCGCAAGAUUUCAGAUCGAUGCCACUUUCAAAUCCAGCGCAGCCACAUGUCCUCUACACCGGAGAGAUAGAGGAGAUAGUAGAUAAGGUUGAUUUAUUGGUCACACUGGGGGGUGACGGGACCAUCUUGCGUGCGGUCUCGAUGUUUACUAACAUGCAGGUCCCACCUGUUCUGGCGUUUUCUUUGGGAACUCUUGGUUUCUUACUACCGUUUGACUUUAAGGAGCACCAAAGAAUUUUCCAGGAAGUGAUUAGCUCAAGGGCGAAAUGCUUGCAUCGAACCAGACUUGAAUGUCAUAUUGUUCGGAAAGGUCAGACAACAACGAAAACUAUAGCUCACCAUGCGAUGAACGACAUUUUCUUACAUAGAGGCAAUUCGCCUCAUUUGACAAACCUUGAUAUAUUUAUUGAUGGAGCCUUUCUAACCAGAACAACAGCAGACGGUGUAACACUUGCUACACCAACAGGCUCAACCGCUUAUUCACUCUCCGCAGGCGGAAGCAUUGUGUCGCCUUUGGUUCCUGCUAUCCUUCUUACGCCUAUCUGCCCAAGAUCUUUGUCCUUUAGACCGUUGAUUCUUCCGCACUCUUCACAUAUUAAGAUCAAGAUCGGGUCUAAAAUGAACAAUGGUCCGGAUAACAAGGUUGUUAAGUUAUCAAUAGACGGUGUGCCACAGGACGACGUGAAUGUUGGCGAUGAAAUACAUGUGGUCAACGAGAUAGGCACUAUUUAUGUGAAUGGCUCGCAAAUCCCAAGUACGAGAAAUGCAGACGCUCUUAAAAAGAGAGAGAAGAGUAUCAAGAAUUCAGGCGUCUAUUGUAUAGCCAAAACCGAAAACGACUGGACGAGAGGCAUAAAUGAACUGCUUGGCUUCAACUCCAGCUUCCGCUUUUCGUCAUUCAAGAGAGAUAACUAA